This is a messenger RNA of Oxyura jamaicensis (ruddy duck), 2286 nucleotides long. It is a transcript of the gene ASAP3, whose product is annotated as ArfGAP with SH3 domain, ankyrin repeat and PH domain 3. The annotation marks the transcript as partial. Gene Ontology annotation, molecular function: GTPase activator activity; protein binding. Gene Ontology annotation, biological process: positive regulation of GTPase activity; cell migration. The record is from RefSeq and is a predicted model, not a curated record. Gene Ontology annotation, cellular component: cytoplasm; focal adhesion. The transcript is spliced from 19 exons. NCBI's taxonomy places the organism in Eukaryota, Metazoa, Chordata, Aves, Anseriformes, Anatidae.
GAGCGGGCGGGCGGGCAGAGGGAGAAACUCCCCGGUGCAGCCCCGCCGGCCUGCAGGGGAUGGGGCGCUGAGCCGGGCCCCGGGAACCCCGGUACCCCCCCGGCACCCCCCGGUACCCCCCUGCCCCCCCACCGUCCCCCCCACGGCCCCGGGACGCUCAGCAGCUUCCCCGGUGCGCUCCCCCCCCGUGCGCUCCCGGUGCGCUCCCCGUGCGCUCCCCCGGUGCGCUCCCGGCUCAGCCCCCGGUGCCCCCCCGCUUCCCCCCCGGUGGUCCCCCCCGGUGCCGCCCGCACCAUGCCCGAGCAGAUCAGCGUGGCCGAGUUCCUGGCCGUGACCGGCGAGGACCUGAGCUCCCCGGCUGCCGCCGCCUUCGCCUCCAAGAUGCAGAAGUGCCGGGGGGCGGUGGGGGCUCUGGAGGAGAGCCUGGACGGGGACCAAGCCGUGCUCCAGAGAAUAAGGAAAUAUGUGAAAGCCAUUCACGUCUCCGGGCUCACCCACGUGGAUAACGAGGAGCAGUACAGCGAGGCCCUGGAGAACUUCGGCAACAACCACCUCUCGCAGAACAACCACGAGCUCUCCACCGGCUUCCUCAACCUGGCCGUCUUCACCCGCGAGGUCACCGCGCUCUUCAAGAACCUGGUGCAGAACCUGAACAACAUCGUCUCCUUCCCCCUGGACAGCCUGCUGAAGGGGCAGCUGAAGGACGGCCGCCUGGACUCCAAGAAGCAGAUCGAAAAGGCCUGGAAGGAUUACGAGACCAAAGUGGGGAAGAUGGAGAAGGAGAAGGAGCGCGCCCGCCUGGCAGGGGUCAUCCAGGCGGAACCGUCCGCGGCGGAGCUGGCCGAGGACAUGCAGAAGGAGCGGCGGCUCUUCCAGCUCCACAUGUGCGAGUACCUGCUGAAAGCCAGCGAGAGUCAGAUGAAGCAAGGGCCGGAUUUCCUGCAGAGCCUCAUCAAGUUUUUCCAUGCCCAGCACAAUUUCUUCCAAGACGGCUGGAAGGCUGCCCAGAACCUCUACCCCUUCAUCGAGAAGCUCGCCGUGUCCCUCCACGCGCUCCACCAGGCGCAGGAGGAGGAGGUGAAGCAGCUGACGCAGACCCGCGAUUCCCUCCGCAGCCUCCUGCAGCUGGACAGCAAGGAGGAAAACCUGAGCAGGAAGAACUCCGGCAGCGGUUACAGCAUCCACCAGCACCAAGGGAACAAGCAGUACGGGACCGAGAAGUCGGGAUUUCUGUACAAGAAGAGCGACGGGAUCCGCAAAGUGUGGCAGAAGAGGAAGUGCGGCGUGAAGUACGGCUGCCUGACCAUCUCCCACAGCACGAUAAACCGCCCCCCCGUCAAGCUGAACCUGCUGACGUGCCAAGUGCGGCCCCAUGCCGAGGAGAAGAAGUGCUUCGACCUGGUGACGCACAACAGGACGUACCACUUCCAAGCCGAGGACGAGCAGGAGUGCGUCGUGUGGGUCUCGGUGCUGCAGAACAGCAAGGACGAAGCCCUGAGCAACGCCUUCAAGGGCGAGCCCAACGGCGGGGCGGCCUCGGCGGGUGGCGCGGCGGACGGCGGCGUGCAGGAGCUCACCAAGCUGGUCAUCGGCGAGGUGAAGAACAUGCCGGGAAAUAAGCAGUGCUGCGACUGCGGGGCCCCGGACCCCACGUGGCUCUCCACCAACCUGGGCAUCCUGACGUGCAUCGAGUGCUCCGGCAUCCACCGGGAGCUGGGCGUGCAUUACUCCCGCAUCCAGUCCCUCACCCUGGACGUCCUCAGCACCUCCGAGCUGCUGCUGGCCGUCAGCGUCGGGAACACCCGCUUCAACGAGAUCAUGGAGGCCACGCUGCCCACGCAGGACUGCCCUAAACCCUCUGCCGGCAGCGAUAUGAGCGCGCGCAAGGAGUACAUCGUGGCCAAGUACAUGGAGCGGCGCUACGUGCAGCGGGGCGGCCGCGACGAGCCCCACCGCCUCUGGGAUGCCAUUCGCACCCGCGACCUGCUGGCCCUGCUGCAGGCGUUCGCCGAAGGACACGAUUUGGCCAAGCCCCUGGCGAGCCCCGAGGGCCAGGUGAGCCCCGAGGGCCAGGACGCGGGCGAGCUGGCGCUGCACAUGGCCGUGCGCUACGCCGACAGGUCGUCCCUGCCGCUGGUGGACUUCAUCAUCCAGAACGGGGGGACGCUGGAUCGGGUGACGCAGGACGGGAACACGGCUUUGCACUACGGCGCGCUCUACAACCAGCCCAACUGCCUCAAGCUGCUCCUGAAAGGCAAAGCUGCCUUCACCACGGGUACGGGGCCG